Molecule: messenger RNA, 2151 nt
Organism: Colletotrichum karsti
Lineage: Eukaryota; Fungi; Ascomycota; Sordariomycetes; Glomerellales; Glomerellaceae
Exons: 2
Coding region: 1-2151 (716 amino acids)
Source: RefSeq, a predicted model, not a curated record
AUGAGUGGGGAUCAGCUGGCUUCCAGGCAAGAUUUCUACCAACCCACCUCGCUCACCUUUGGAAACCCAAACGCUCAGCCGCCCACACCCAAGCAGACCCCAACCUCCGCCGUUUUCCCGAGUCCUGUCUUCGAAACUCCCAAGCAGCGGCAAGGCCCCUUCGACGACGCCGGCGGCUGGACACCUCGAUUUGCAGAGGACUAUUCAGUCUUCAACACUACGCCGGGCAAUUUGAGAGGCUCCCAAGGCUCCUUUGCCGAUUUUACAUCCUCAACGACGACAUACCCCCCUUCCGCCGGUCUCAAGAGACCCUUGUCCGCCGAAAGCCUCGCUACUCAGAUUGCGUCCCAUGCCAAUCACCUCUCGCCCAACCCGAACUUACCCUUGCCGCCAGUUGACCCUUCUCGACGACUGCACUCCUCAUCCAAGCCCCCGACUGAACGACCCGAGUUUCCUGGUCGAGAGGACGGCCCAGCCAGCCCCGAAGCAGCUUCGCAAGAUAGGAGGAUACUGAAGGAGACGAGAGAUACAGAAGGCACCGCAGAUCUCAACGGGCAAACAGCCACGCCUCCGCCAUCUUCUCACAAAGGUGGGCGGAAGCUUGCGCCGAAGCUCCAGGUCGUCAACAUGCAAAAUGACCAUGGCUACGGCCAGCCAGACUUUUCCGGGACCCCACAGCAGCCUAAUAUGGCGUUUGUAGCUGCCACCACCGACAUGUUCGGCUAUCCCAUGUCCGCACCGGCAUCCGCAGCAGCGAGCUUCUGGGACCCAGGCGCCGAUAUGUCGGGAAUGGACAUUGAUUUCUCCUUCGGUUCUAAUGUUUUCCAGCCGAGCCAUCGUCACAUGCCAUCCUUCGACGCCUCCCAGAUGUUCCAGGAGGUUGCGUCCCUGCCGAUAGCCAAUAACCAAGAAAGUGCUCAACCAGUCAAGCGGAGCCGGCCACUGGCUCCCAAGCCUGCUAUGUCCAAUGUCCAUUCCAGCUCUGCGGAUAUCUCCAUGGCCUCCUUCACCACCUCGGCAGACGAUCCGUUUGGCAUCGUUAGCCCCGGUGCAGGAGUGGAUCCAGGCCUACUGUUCAGUCGACCGUCCUCUUCGAACAUGGAGACCAAUAUCCCGGUGACACAAGGAUCCGCUCAAUUCGCCCUUGCGGCUGCGGCUGCGGAAACUCAAUCGAGAGCGCCUAUGCGAGGCGGGGACAUCCGCCGCUCCCUCAGUUCCAAGGAGCUGGCACCCAGUAGAAUGCCCGACCAUAUGUCAGGAAGCUCACCUACCAAAUCACACGGACGUCCCAAUGGGCUUCAACGCAGCGUUAGUGAAAACCGUGGUCGUCGCGGCUUGCCAAAGGCUUUGCCUACGUUAGCCCCGGCCAUUCAACCUAGGCCGCAGGUCAGUCAUGGUCCAAUCAUCGGUCCAAAUCGGCCCCCUAGUCGACCUUCAGGCAGGAUAUCACCUCUCAAGCAGCAGCAUUCCCGACUCUCAAGUCUGACGUCGAUUCCUGAAGCCUCGAGUCCCCGCACCAGGACGUCCGUCAAGUUCACCAUCGACUCAAAAGGCAGAGCAAGAGCUGAGACCACCGUGGUGGUUGACGACCCUAGGUCAAGUAGUGCACAAAGAAGACCUGUCACAAGAGAAAUGCCUCGAAGGGAGAAGAGCUGGGAUUCAGAUGACGACGAGUCUUCGACUGACGACGAACCGAUCAUCAUUCCCAGCCGAAACACGUCUUUCGCACUUCCAGACCCUCGGAAGCCGACGUCGUCUUCCAUGUUCCACUCAUCCCGAAGAAGCGUGAGCGAACACAGCUCAAGCAGUCAUGGUGCGUCAACUUCGCAACAUGACGCUGAGAGCGAAGCGGAGACGGUGAUGAAUGAUGCACAUGGAAAAGGUGGCGACGCCGCGAGCGAGCUGCGGAAAUUGGUCGAGAGUCGCCAAAAGCGGGUUCCUCAAGUGCCCAGCAGUCAUCGAUCGCAGCGUUUCGCGUCCGGCAGCUUCGGAAACUUCCCAGGAGGAUUGGCGUCGCCAGACGCACUGACUGAGGCAAGCUUGCCAUCGCCGACAAAGACGACGUACAACGUGCGAUGUGUCUGCAGGAAUAGCGCGGACAGACCAGGAGAAUACAUGGUCCAGUGGUAUGACAUUUCCACCUCGGCAUAA